Messenger RNA from Saccostrea echinata, 1721 nucleotides. Its product is annotated as putative ferric-chelate reductase 1. The transcript is spliced from 12 exons. NCBI's taxonomy places the organism in Eukaryota, Metazoa, Mollusca, Bivalvia, Ostreida, Ostreidae. The record is from RefSeq and is a predicted model, not a curated record. Gene Ontology annotation, molecular function: oxidoreductase activity, acting on metal ions. Bases 35 to 1354 code for a protein of 439 amino acids.
AAAAUACCAGAACUUGAGUUUUUGAUCUCAGAAAAUGCGGUACGGAACUGCCUUCUUCCUCGCUUUAGUAUCACUGCAAUGCAUUAAGACAAUACAAAGUUUUUCUCCGGAUACAGCAUGUGGAGUAUCAAAAGGCUGCUUCAAAUCGUACGAGUGUGCGUCCGGAGAUUGCACUUACCUGGUCACGUGGUACAGGAGCGGGGACCAGAUGAAAUUUGAGUACACUUCUACUAUCACGGCAUCUAGUAAAUACCUCUGCUUAGGAUUUUCUGACGAUGACGAAAUGGGUGAAGACAGUACUAUGGCGUGUAAAUACGUGUCUGGUAGUGUCUCGGUAGAGGGGGGUUUUAAUGUGGAUGAAACCUACACUGUUUUGUCUAAUCCGCUGGAGAAAAUUUCUAAUGUUGUUACUUCUGCAACAGGAUCCAUAUUCAAGUGUUCAUUUGACAGGCAAAUCAAUUCAACCAACCCUAAAAUCUUUGACCUAAAUACAAAAUGGUACCUUCUGAUUGCGGAAGGAUUUAUCAGAGACGGGAUGAUGCAGGAGCACUAUUUCGAACACACUCCCCAUUCUGAGCAUACUGUCGAUAUGUUUGGAUUCGAAGUCAUCACAGGAAAACGACUGAAGGAGCCAAUAGUAAAGAUACAUGGGUUUAUCAUGGUCUUGGCUUGGAUGGUUUUCUCCAGUAUAGGCCUGAUUAUUGCCAGGUACUUCAAAUCAGAAUGGAGUGAAAGAGUUAUCUUAGGACAGAAAGUUUGGUUUCAGGUUCAUCGUGCUUGCAUGGUAUUAGUGCUUCUACUGACGGUGAUUUCAUUCUUCAUCAUUAUACUGUCUGCGGGAAAAUACAGAGAUAAUUUAGAGGCUUCUGACAAAGAUUAUUUAAAUUCUCAUCCAAUCUUAGGAAUCGUCAUAUUGAUUUUGACCUGCAUUAACCCAAUCAUGUCGUUCUUUCGGUGCUCUCCAGACGAUGACAGACGCAAAUACUUCAACUGGGCUCAUUUUAUUGUCGGGGUUUCUGCCCAUAUUUUAGCAGUGAUAAAUAUCAUUUUUGGUCUACAGUUGACAAAAUCUGCAGUAAAAGUUGGAGCUACAUACGUUAUGUAUGUAUACAUAGCUCUGUUUGUUAUGUUCGAAGUUGUAUUUGAAAUUUUAAAGAUGCAAGAGAAUGGUCAAAUAAAAGAUAACAAGUCGUAUGAUGUAAGCAUGACAAAUAUAACCGAUAAGAAAACAACUGAGAAAUCGGAAGUAACUAAUAAGUUUUCUCGCACGAGGCUUUUCCUUCUGAUCGCUCACCUGGUUACUAUUGGUGUGUUGUCAUUGACUGUCAUUGUGUAUAUAUUCCUGGGCAUAUGAAAAAAGACAAUUACAGCACAGUGGGCUACAUGAAAUGAUUUACAAAAAUCAAGGAUGGCCUAUAGAAUCUCAAAACAAUUAGAAGUUACCUAAAUAUGUAAUACAAAUAUGAUAUCUAAGCUGUACUUACAUAUAUGAACGCAGCAAAGUGGGCUAAAUGAAAUGAUUUACAGAAAUCAAGGAUGGCCUAUUGAAUCUCAAUACAAUUAGAAGCUUGCCUAAAUAUAUGUAAUAGAAAUUAUCUAAUCUGUACAUACAUAUAUGAAUGCAGAUUUUUUUUAUAAUACUCACUUUAACACAGGGUCAAUAUCAAGAUACUUAUUUUCACUGAAAUUUUUAAAAUUAUUUAUCAACCAUUUAUUUAGAU